This is a messenger RNA of Gregarina niphandrodes, 279 nucleotides long. RefSeq names its product putative Skp1 family protein. Gene Ontology annotation, cellular component: nucleus; cytoplasm. Gene Ontology annotation, molecular function: cullin family protein binding. The transcript has a single exon. The record is from RefSeq and is a predicted model, not a curated record. Gene Ontology annotation, biological process: SCF-dependent proteasomal ubiquitin-dependent protein catabolic process. Bases 1 to 279 code for a protein of 92 amino acids. Lineage: Eukaryota; Apicomplexa; Conoidasida; Eugregarinorida; Gregarinidae.
AUGCCAAGGCCGUUGCCAGACCGUCGGUUCCAGGACGUGGUUGCUGAGUGGGACUAUAAAUUUACAUGCGUAGAAAUUCCUACCGUGUUCGAGCUAAUCCUGGCUGCCAAUUAUUUGGAUAUUCCCGGCUUGGCGGAUUUAUGCUGUGCUCGAGUUGCCAGUGAGAUUCGGGGUCGGAGCGUUGAGGAGAUUCGCGCUCUGUUUCAAAUCGAGAAUGAUUUUACUCCUGAGGAGGAGAAACAGAUUAGAGAGGAAAAUAGAUGGUGCGAUCCCGAGUAA